This is a messenger RNA of Anneissia japonica, 2049 nucleotides long. Its product is annotated as protein UBASH3A homolog. The coding region runs from base 250 to 2034 and encodes 594 amino acids. The record is from RefSeq and is a predicted model, not a curated record. Gene Ontology annotation, molecular function: protein binding. Lineage: Eukaryota; Metazoa; Echinodermata; Crinoidea; Comatulida; Comatulidae. The transcript has 13 exons.
ACGAUAGUUGAGUAAGGCUACACGCCUCUUUUUAGUUCAAUUUCAGACCAUCAACCUUUUAAGUAUUCUGUGUCAAGUGGUGCCACUGUUAAAUUUUAUUCAGAUGAAAUCCGUUUUAUGUUUCAGUAAAUGUCUUAUGUUUCAAAGAGAAAAUUAAACUACAUUAAAUCAGUAGUGAGCUGAUCCAGGAUUGGGAUCGAAGGGACUAACUAGCGUGUAGCCGUAGCGAAGUAUCAACGACGCACAACAAUGACCGAAGCAAAUGACAAAAAACAUGCUCCGCUUAGUAGGUCAACCACAAUAAAACAGAGCGCCACCAACCUUGAGUUGCUGAUGAGUAUGGGCUUUCCGAAACACCGGGUGGAGAAGUCUUUGGCAUCAACUGGCAACCAAGGUGUUCAGCAAGCCUCUGAUUGGCUCCUUAAUCAUCUGGAAGAUGCCACCUUGGAUGAGCAAAUGCCACGCGAGUUUAUCAUGUAUGCAUGUCCUGUAGGACCAUUUGCAGAGGAGCUUGAAGCAUUUUGGGAACAAUCACUUAAAGAAGUGGGUCAUAAUGGGGCCCACGGCCUUCUACCACAUGUCACCCUUUGCUCAUUUUUUUCAUGUGAUGACAGCCUCGUAGCAGAGGUGACACAUGCAUUCCAACUUGCAAUAGACCGGUGGAAGAAUGAGGCGCCUGACCAGAUUGCGGUUGAAUACUUUGCUGCAGCUAAUUUCAUUGGCUUGUUCAUCGAAGAAAAAAAUGCCGAGUACAUGAGGCGUGUCGCACAAGAUUUUUCAGUGGAGGCAUUAAAUAUUGCAGGUAUUAAACUUGAACCUCAUAAAAAACAGUUACAUCUCACAUUAGCGUACCAGUUCCACCAAAGUCAUCUGGAGAAGCUAGAGAAACUUUCAAAGGAAAUUAACUUGAACAAAUCCGCUCGCUGGGAAUUGAGGCUCUACUCCAGAGACGUACGGGCAGGCAAAGGCGAUGUUUAUCGUGUAAUGUAUUCACGUUUGGCAAAGACAGAGGAUGAGUUAGAGGCAACGAACGACGAUUUUAUCUACCGUGAGGCGAAUGAUGAAGUUUCGACUCCGGACUGGAUUUACGGAGUAUCCCACAAGACGGGAUGUGCCGGAAAAUUUCCGUUAGAUUACCUGGAGUCUUGUCCGGAGUCAGAUGUGUGGACCCUACACAGAGCAUUUCCAAUCACAAAAACAACGAGUGAACUUAUUCCAGUACCGCCAAUCCGCAAGCCGGCGCCUGCUAUGGGCUCCGAUGAGAUGCACAGUAGUAAAUACAAAACGUCAGUAGGAUUACUGCAGGGAAACCCAGAGUAUGAAAAUAUUACGAUCAAUGUAAAGAAAUCCACUCCAAGGCAAUUAUUUGUUGUGAGGCAUGCAGAACGAGUUGAUAUUUCAUUUGGUCAGCAAUGGAUUCAUCUAAGCUUUGAUGAAAAUGGGAAGUAUUUAAGAAAGAAUAUAAAUAUGCCACGGAAGGUGCCUGACAGAGCAGGGAGUCCUAAAUCAUUCAUAAAUGACUCCCCUAUUACUGAAAUGGGAUUGUUCCAAGCAAGAAUGACAGGAGAAGCGAUGCGGGAUGCAGGAAUUAAAAUCUCCCAUGUGUUUUCAUCACCAGCGUUGAGAAGUGUACAAACAGCUGAUGCUAUACUUAAAGGUUUAGGGACCCCAGCAUCAGUGAUGAUUAAUGUAGAUAUCACUCUAUUUGAGUGGUUGGCGUGGUGCAAAGGUGGACUUCCCAACUGGAUGACUCUAGAGGAGUUAAAGGCCUUUGGCUUGAACGUGGACACCACCUACAAAUCAUUCAUUACAGCACAGCAGCUGAACCUCCAGGAGAACUGUCACUCAUACUUCAAAAGGAGUGAGCUGUUUAUGAGGCAUGUCUUGAAACACAAUAAAGAUGGCAAUAAUUUCCUGAUUGUUGGUCAUGCCGGGUCUCUAGAUGGUUGUACACGUCUCCUUCAGGGUCUGUCUCCAAGGCCUGCUCUAGAAUUUACAAAAAUUGUUCAGAAGGUAAAAUCACUUUUUUUAUAGCAAAUAUAAUGUGUU